AUAAUGAGCGAUGCUGAGAUGGAAAUAUUUGGGGUGGCUGCCCCGUACCUCCGUAAAUCUGAGCGGGAGAGAAUCGCAGCUCAAAACAUGCCGUUUGACGCGAAAACAGCUGUGUUUGUGCCCGAUCCGAAGCAGGAGUAUGUGAAGGGAAAAAUAAAGAGCCAAGAUGGCACCAAGGUCACUGUGGAGAUGGAGGAUAGGAAGAUCAUCACAGUGCACCUGGAUGAUGUUCGCCCCAUGAACCCUCCAAAGUUUGAUAAGAUUGAGGACAUGGCUCUGCUGACUCAUCUCCAUGAACCAGCCGUGCUGUUUAACCUCAAAGAGCGCUACGCUGCCUGGAUGAUCUAUACGUAUUCUGGACUCUUCUGCGUCACUGUGAAUCCGUAUAAGUGGCUUCCCGUCUACAACCCAGAGGUCGUGGCCGGAUACCGAGGGAAGAAACGACAGGAAGCCCCUCCACACAUCUUCUCCAUCUCUGACAACGCCUACCAGUUCAUGCUCACAGAUCGAGAGAACCAGUCAAUCCUGAUCACCGGAGAAUCUGGUGCUGGGAAGACGGUCAACACAAAGAGAGUCAUCCAGUACUUUGCAACAAUUGCAUCAUUUGGAGACUCUAGCAAGAAAGAGCAACCAGCCGGCAAAAUGCAGGGGACUCUGGAGGAUCAAAUCAUCCAGGCCAACCCUCUUCUGGAAGCUUUUGGGAAUGCUAAGACUGUGAGGAACGACAACUCCUCUCGAUUUGGAAAAUUCAUCCGGAUCCACUUUGGAACAAAGGGGAAGUUAGCAUCUGCUGACAUUGAAACUUACCUUCUGGAAAAAUCCAGAGUGACCUUUCAGCUGCCAGCAGAGAGGAGCUACCACAUCUUCUAUCAGAUUCUGUCCAACAAGAAACCUGAUCUGAUUGAGAUGCUGCUGAUAACCACUAAUCCAUAUGACUACCCGUUCAUCAGUCAGGGAGAAAUCACUGUGCUGAGCAUCAAUGACAGCGAUGAGCUGAUGGCUACUGAUAGCGCCAUCGACAUCCUCGGGUUCAACUCGGAGGAAAAGGUUGGCAUCUACAAGCUGACAGGAGCAGUGAUGCAUUAUGGGAACAUGAAAUUUAAGCAGAAGCAGAGAGAGGAGCAGGCAGAGCCCGACGGCACCGAGGUGGCAGACAAAGUGGCUUACCUGAUGGGUCUGAACUCUGCUGACCUGCUGAAAGCGCUCUGUUACCCUCGAGUGAAGGUUGGGAAUGAGUAUGUCACCAAAGGACAGACUCCACAGCAGGUGAAUAAUGCGAUGGGGGCUCUGUCUAAAGCCGUCUAUGAGAAGCUGUUCCUCUGGAUGGUCACCAGGAUCAACCAGCAGCUCGACACAAAACUCCCCCGACAGCAUUUCAUCGGUGUCCUCGACAUCGCAGGGUUUGAGAUCUUUGAGGUGAAUAGCCUGGAGCAGCUCUGCAUCAACUUCACCAACGAGAAGCUGCAACAGUUUUUCAACCACCACAUGUUCGUGUUGGAACAAGAAGAGUACAAGAAAGAAGGAAUCGACUGGGAGUUCAUCGACUUUGGUAUGGACUUGGCGGCCUGCAUCGAGCUCAUUGAGAAGCCGAUGGGGAUUUUCUCCAUCCUGGAGGAGGAGUGCAUGUUUCCGAAGGCGACAGACGGCUCCUUCAAGAACAAACUCUACGACCAGCAUCUGGGGAAAAACAGCAUCUUCCAGAAGCCCAAACCCUCCAAAGGAAAGGCCGAGGCUCACUUCUCUCUGAUGCAUUACGCAGGAACCGUGGACUACAACAUCAGCGGCUGGCUGGAGAAGAACAAAGACCCUCUGAACGACACGGUGGUUCAGCUUUAUCAGAAAGCUUCUGUGAAGCUGCUCGCUCAGCUGUUUGCAUCGUACGCCUCAGCUGACGGUACUGCUGAUGGAAGUAAGAAAAGUUUCAAGAAGAAAGGCUCCUCUUUCCAGACCGUUUCAGCAUUAUUCAGGGAGAACCUGAACAAACUGAUGGCUAACCUCAGAUCCACCCAUCCUCACUUUGUCAGGUGUAUCAUCCCCAACGAGACCAAAACUCCAGGCUCCAUGGAUCAUCACCUCGUCCUCCAUCAGCUCCGCUGUAACGGAGUCCUAGAAGGAAUCAGGAUCUGCAGGAAAGGAUUUCCCAGCAGGAUCCUUUAUGGAGACUUCAGACAGAGGUACAGGAUCCUGAAUGCCUGUGCGAUCCCUGAGGGUCAGUUCAUUGACAGUAAGAAAGCGUCAGAGAAGCUUCUGUCAUCCAUUGACGUGGAUCACUCUCAGUACAGAUUCGGAUACACAAAGGUGUUUUUCAAAGCAGGCCUGCUGGGUCUCCUGGAGGAGAUGAGGGACGAGCGUCUGGCCGUGUUGAUGACUCGUAUUCAGGCUGUUUCCAGAGGUUACGUCACCAGACUGAGGCUGAAGGAGAUGACUAAAAAGAGGGAGUCCAUCUUUGUCAUCCAGUACAACAUCCGCUCCUUCAUGAAUGUGAAGAACUGGCCCUGGAUGAGACUCUACUUCAAAAUAAAACCAUUGUUGCGCAGUGCAGAGGCUGAGAAGGAGAUGCAGAACAUGAAGGAGGAGUUUGCUCGACUCAAAGAGGAGUUGGCCAAGUCGGAGGCUCGGAGGAAGGAGCUGGAGGAGAAAAUGGUCGUCCUCGUCCAGGAGAAAAAUGACCUGUACCUUCAAAUCCAGGCAGAGAGGGAGAACCUGUGCGAUGCAGAAGAGCGGUGUGAAGGUCUCAUAAAGAGUAAAAUCCACCUGGAGGCCAAACUGAAGGAGCUGUCAGAGCGGGUGGAGGAAGAGGAGGAGAUCAACGCUGAAAUCACAGCGAAGAAGAGGAAGCUGGAGGACGAAUGUUCAGAGCUGAAAAAAGACAUCGAUGACCUUGAACUGACCAUUGCUAAAGUGGAAAAAGAAAAACACGCCACGGAAAACAAGGUGAAGAAUCUGGUGGAGGAGCUGACGUCUCUGGAGGAAAGCCUGCUAAAAUCUUCCAAAGAGAUGAAGGCUCUGCAGGAGGUCCAUCAGCAGACGUUAGAUGACCUGCAGGCCGAGGAGGACAAAGUCAACGGUCUGAUGAAGAUCAAAAUAAAGCUGGAGCAGCAGGUCGAUGAUCUCGAGAACUCGCUGGAACAUGAGAAGAAGCACCACGCUGACUCUGAAAGAUCCAGAAGAAAACUGGAAGGAGAUCUGAAGCUGAGCCAAGAAACCAUCAUGGACCUGGAGAAUGACAGACGGCAGGUGGAGGAGAGACUGAAAAAAAAAGACUUUGAAAUCAGUGACCUGCAGAGGAGAAUUGAGGAGGAACAAAGUCUCAGCACUCAGCUGCAGAAGAAGAUUAAAGAGCUUCAGGCUCGCGGUGAAGAGCUGGAGGAAGAAAUCGAGGCUGAGCGUUCGGCUCGAGCCAAAGUGGAGAAGCAGCGAUGUGACCUUUCCAGAGAGCUCGACGAGAUCAGUGAGCGUCUGGAAGAGGCCGGAGGGGCAACCGCUGCUCAGGCCGAGCUCAACAAAAAGAGAGAGGCGGAAUUUUUGAGGCUUCGACGCGACCUGGAGGAGUCCACGCUGCAGCACGAAUCCAUCGCCGCAACUUUACGCAGGAAACAGGCGGACAGCGUCGCCGAGCUCAGUGAGCAGAUCGACAACAUCCAGAGAGUGAAACAGAAGCUGGAGAAAGAAAAAUGUGAGCUGAAGAUGGAGGUCGACGACUUGAUGAGCAACAUGGAGAGCGUCCUGAAGAGCAAGGCUCAUCUGGAGAAGACAAGCAGGAGCCUUGAAGAUCAAAUGACUGAAUACAAAACCAAAGCAGAAGAAGCUCAGAGGUCUCUGAGUGAUUCUGCGACUCUCUCUGCUCGUCUGCAGACUGAAAACGCUGAGCUCACUCGUCUAUUGGAGGAGAAAGAGAUCAGUCUGUCCCAGCUGAACCGAGUCAAAUCUGCCUGCAGUCACCAGGUUGAUGAGCUGAAGAGACUUCUGGAUGAAGAAAUGAAGGCCAAGAGUGCCCUGGCUCAUGCUCUGCAGUCAUCUCGUCAUGACUGCGAGCUCCUCAGAGAGCAGUACGAGGAGGAGCAGGAGGCCAAAGCUGAGCUUCACCGCUGCCUGUCCAAGGCCAACAGCGAAGUGGCUCAGUGGAGGACCAAAUACGAGACAGAUGCCAUUCAACGCACCGAAGAGCUUGAGGAGGCCAAGAAGAAGCUGGCUCAGAGGCUGCAGGACUCAGAGGAGAUGACCGAGGUGGCAAAUGUCAAAUGUGCAUCCCUGGAGAAAACCAAGCAGCGUCUGCAGGCCGAGGUAGAGGACUUGAUGGUGGAGCUGGAGAGGUCGAAUGCAGCCAACGCCUCAUUGGACAAGAAGCAGAGGAACUUUGACAAAGUUCUGGCUGAAUGGAAACAGAAAUAUGAGGAGACUCAGUCAGAAAUGGAAGUUUCUCAGAGGGAGUCAAGGGGGCUGAGCACUGAGCUGUUCAAGCUGAAGAAUUCCUAUGAAGAAGCUCUGGAUCAUCUGGAGAGCAUGAAGAGGGAGAAUAAAAACCUGCAGCAGGAGAUCUCAGACAUCACAGAGCAGGUUGCUCAAUCUGCAAAAAUCAUCCAUGAGCUGGAGAAAUCUACAAAACAGGCAGAGCAGGAGAAGAGAGAGACACAGGCUGCACUGGAAGAAGUCGAGUCGUCACUCGAGCACGAAGAAGCCAAAAUCCUGCACCUCCAGCUGGAGCUGAACCAGAUAAAGUCUGAGGUUGACCGAAAGGUGGCGGAGAAAGACGAGGAAAUCGAGCAGCUAAAGAGGAACCAUCAGAGAACCGUGGACACGCUGCAGAACACGCUAGACGCUGAGACACGCAGCAGGAAUGACGCCAUGAGGCUGAAGAAAAAGCUGGAGGGCGAUCUGAAUGAGAUGGAGGUGCAGCUCGGACACGCCAACCGACAGGCGGCCGAGUCAACCAAACAGCUGAGGAACGUCCAGACUCAGCUCAAGGACUUGCAGGUCCACCUGGAUGAAGCGCUCCACAGUCAGGAUGACCUCAAGGAGCAGCUUGCCAUCGCUGAGCGCCGCAACACUCUGAUGACGGCUGAGAUCGAGGAGAUGACAGCGGCAAUCGAUCAAUCAGAGAGGAGUCGCAAGAUGGCAGAACAGGAAGUGAUUGAAGUCAGUGAGCGUGUGCAGCUGCUGCACGCUCAGAACGGCAGCCUGCUGAACUCUAAGAAGAAGAUGGAGUCCGAUUUAAAUCAUCUGCAGUCUCAGAUGGAAGAAACCAUCCAGGAAGCCAAAAAUGCAGACGAGAAAGCAAAGAAAGCCGUCAUGGACGCGGCCAUGAUGGCCGAGGAGCUGAAGAAGGAGCAGGACACCUGUGCUCACCUGGAGAGGAUGAAGAAGAACAUGGAGGUGACGGUGAAGGACCUGCAGCAGCGACUAGACGAGGCCGAGCAGCUCGCCAUGAAGGGCGGGAAAAAAGAGCUGCAGAAACUGGAGGCUCGGGUCCGGGACUUGGAGAAUGAGUUGGAGGCGGAGCAGAAACGAGGUGGCGAGGCCAUGAAAGGUCUCCGGAAAUAUGAGAGGAAAAUUAAAGAGCUGACUUAUCAGGCUGAGGAGGAGAAGAAGAGCUCGGUGAGACUUCAGGAUUUAGUCGACAAACUGCAGCUGAAGUUGAAGGCGUACAAGCGUCAGUGUGAGGAGGCGGAGGAACAAACCAACAUGAAUCUGCUGAAAUUCCGGAAAGUUCAACACGAGCUGGAGGAAGCUGAAGAACGAGCCGACGCUGCCGAGUCUCAGCUCAACAAACUGCGAGCAAAAAGUCGAGAUUUUGGUAAAGAGGAAUAAAACUUAUCUGUGGGGCAAGAUCUCAAAAAUGUCAGGUUUGAUGACUUCAGGAAACAAACCUGACUAAGCCUUUACUCUUUUGGAUUAAUCUUAAUCCAGUUGUCAGAAGACCUUUAAUAAAGCCACACAAGAACAGUUCCUUAAAUGACAGUUUAAAGAAAUGAUUAGAUUACAUUUGUCAUAAGACGUAGGAAUCUGUGAAUGUUAUUUAGAGUUACAGUGAAGAGCAAAUAUUCAACUUAACUGACACACAAGUAAAUUUAAUCUGUGAGUCUUAUUUUAGGCUCAGACUCACUUUGUUAUUUUAUUGAUUUUUA
Molecule: messenger RNA, 6125 nt
Organism: Cheilinus undulatus (humphead wrasse)
Lineage: Eukaryota; Metazoa; Chordata; Actinopteri; Labriformes; Labridae
Product: myosin-1B-like
Exons: 38
Coding region: 4-5808 (1934 amino acids)
Cellular component (GO): myosin complex
Molecular function (GO): ATP binding; cytoskeletal motor activity; actin filament binding
Source: RefSeq, a predicted model, not a curated record